Messenger RNA from Clupea harengus (Atlantic herring), 6869 nucleotides. Its product is annotated as MAM domain-containing glycosylphosphatidylinositol anchor protein 2-like. The record is from RefSeq and is a predicted model, not a curated record. Gene Ontology annotation, cellular component: axon; plasma membrane; neuronal cell body. Gene Ontology annotation, biological process: homophilic cell-cell adhesion; synapse organization. Gene Ontology annotation, molecular function: axon guidance receptor activity; protein binding. The transcript has 17 exons. Bases 2956 to 5862 code for a protein of 968 amino acids. NCBI's taxonomy places the organism in Eukaryota, Metazoa, Chordata, Actinopteri, Clupeiformes, Clupeidae.
CCUUAAUGUGAUGUAAUGUGCAUUCAGUUCUGGUUGUUGACAAUCUCUGCAGUAGGCGACAUGCUAGUAAGGCCAAUAACCCAAGUAAGCAUGGCUAUCCUGUAGUUAGUGUCAACCAUUAUUAAUACUUAGACUCAGCUAGCUCAAAAGCUUGAGUGCUACAGGGGUGUGUUUGCCUGGACUUAACCUCGAUGUAACAUAUUGUUGCAAGCUAGCCCAGAAGAAUGGAGGCAGACACAGAGAUCUCAGGUUGAAAGGCAAACAUCCCAUACACUGCACAAUCGUGGUAGGGACAUGUAUUAAUAUGACUCUCAUACCCCAUACACUGCAGGACCUGAGGACGCCAAAGAACCUCACACAGAGGGCAGGCAAUACAGGCGAUCUUAUACUCCGCCUUUUGGCUAAGACAGUUAAAUUGGGCACAUAGGUGUUGCGGACACAGAUUUUAUCGACAAACCCUAAGUGUCAAUAGAACAUGCCCCAAGGAUGAAUCUCACUGUAUGAAUGGUGUGUUUACCUUUUUAAAAGUUAUUCGUUCACACCCAUCUCUCUUUUGUUUGGCUGACCCUUCUGGCCAAUUAGGUCUUACCCUGGUAUCUGACUUUCACUCAAUCAGAGCGUGUUGAAUAGCGCACAAUAGCGCAUUGAAAAAAAGAUGACAGUAAUGCACACCAACUGUGGACACAAACGGAAAACCAUGAUGCGCACCAGAACAGAACAUUAGGCACAGAACUAAACAUUACUCACAUUCACAUAUACAUUUUGGGACGAACUACACAAGUCCAGGAAACGCUGCAACCCCCUUGCACACUACUAUACAAAUAACAACCGAUGUUGACAGAGACACUAAUGGUAGCUUAGUUAUCUUUCAAUCAUGUAAAUAUUUUCUUGCUACAUGUAUCCUUCAGCUUUCCCCACCUUGGCCAAACUUUUUGUUUACUUCUGCAAAGGUAGAGGAGGUACGGGUGUACAAACGCAAUAAUCUGCUCCUAAUCUGCUUGGGGUGAGGAGUAUAAAAUAAUUUAGCUCACUAGCCCACAGCUAGUCAGGCUUACAUAUAGCCUUUAAAAAUAAAAAUAAAAAUAAAACAGCAACAAUGUUCUUAGCACCACCAUCUGCAGUAUUCAUUACAGUUCAAGUCAAUUGUAUUUAUAUAGCGACAAUAACUGAAUCUGAAACAAUUGAAACUGUCUUUAGGCGCUUUACAGAGCCCAGAGCUUGACCCCUUGAAGGAAGAUCUCCCUUUCAACAGGGAGAUAUCAUGAGCAGAACCUCAUCUCAGAGGGGGAACCCAUCUGGUUUGGGCCAGCCAGGUACUGUAGCAUCCUCAUUAUCAUUGCUAUUCGUAUUCUUGUGGUUAGAAGGAAAGGUAUAUAAGACAACACCAUUACACCAACAUAAAUCUCCCAACUGAAGCCACUUGACCCAACAGAUGGCGUUAUUUCCAAAGCACUUCGAAUUCGACCAAAGGAGAGCAAUGGAGAGAGUAACACUAAACACACAUCUAAAAUUCAGUCGUGGCCUGCGAUAAAGGGCACUUAACCGAUCAAGUAUGUUAUAAUGACACUGUUUACAAAACUACCGUCUUAUGCCAUAAAUUAAUCUUCCAUUCACAGCGCUGAAUUAUAUGUUAUUGAGUAGCUUAUAGGAAAACAUAGAAAAAACUGUGUAUCUUUUGAUUUGAUUCAAUAUUCAUUCUUAGUGUCACUAUGGCGAAAAAUGUCUGGCAUAAACAAUUGUUUGGACGGAAGACAUUGCUUUUCAUGACGGAUGGCUACAUACUUGGCCUACUUUUAAUUAAUGUAGUGUUCUUUAACUUACACUAGCAACAUCUGGAGAAAGUGACCUACCGUUGUUGUGGUUUCUCUAUGCUAUGCCACUAAUUGGAAUAAGAAAUGCGAAAUGUCAUUCAUGGUAACAUGCUAUCCAACAGUCGCAGCACUUAACGUGGCUUCCUCAGUACUGUGUGUAGUCAUCCAUACAAAUUAGAGGUGGAAGCCACGCACGGCUUGACGUAGUAAGAGACCGGCUGCGGUGCCGCUCCGUCUCCAACGCACGUACCGCGCUACGUGCCUGAUGCAUCCAGAGGCAGGGAGUGAGACACUAUGAAAGAGAGAGAGAGAGAGAGAGAGAGAGAGAGAGCGAGAGCGCUUCGUCCUGGUAGCCAGAAAAGACAGACCUUGUCCCUCUUCCACCCCUUCGCUGAAGAAGCCGGUGGAAAUCAUCAUUAAAUCAGGUGCAUGCGCAUUCCUCUGGCUUGGCCGUCCUCGUCAUCCUCCGCGUUGGCAGAGAUAAUUUGCGCGCGGUCUCGGGAUGCGGUGGCAAUGUAGCUGUGCUCAUACCGGCGCCUGAAUCUGCCUCACGCAACUUCCAAGACUUGCUUCGUUAACCGGGUGGUUAGACAAACAGACGACAUACCGAGGGGCGGAGAGCAACGCUUCAUGCAUGACAGUUCAUGGAUUCUUCAGACACACCGGGAUUAAGCCAUGACAGCUGUUAGAACCAGCGGGAAGCCAUGUCCGUGGAGAUCGCAGUCAAGACACAAUCAAGUCCACACGCCUGAUACUCGGGGAGACCUCAGGGGUCACCGUCACCGCGCCUGAGCCGAGCGCGUCCCCUCCUCUGGCGGCUACAUAUACGUGGGAACCCGUGGACACCAGACUACACAUAGGCUAGUAUGGUUUGGGCAUCACCUCUUUCUGUUUGCUCAGGUGAAGAUGUCGGCGUGCCCUUAUAGGGUUACAGAUUAAUACGACUGCACUUUAUUUAUUCUUUCCAAGCGACGAGGUUGAAAGAACAUCGUUUGACAAUUAGUCACACCUUUCUCUAGAAGAACUAAUACAUCAACGUCUGUCGGUGUGAUCCAUGCACGCCGGCGAUCUAAUUCUCCGAACCUCUCCGGUUCCCUGUAGGACUUCUGGCGUUUGAGCUGGAUAUGUUGACAUUAACGUAAGCAUGGAUGGAAUGAUCAGUCUGUUGGGGCUCCUCUCGCUCGGUCUGGAAGGCAUUUACUGCCAAGGAGUGUACGCGCCCCCUACUGUGCGGAUCGUGCACUCAGGCCAUGCCUGCAACGUGGAGGAGGAGCGCUACUCGGAGCGAGUCUACACCAUCAGGGAGGGAGAGACCCUGGAGCUCACCUGCCUGGUCACUGGACACCCUAGGCCUCAGCAGAUCCGGUGGACGAAGACGGCGGGUAGCGUUUCGGACCGUUUCCAGGACUCCAGCGUGUUCAACGAGACGCUGCACAUCACCAAGAUCCAGCGCCACCAAGGGGGGCGCUACUACUGCAAGGCCGAGAACGGGCUGGCCUCGCCGGCCAUCAAGUCCAUCCGGGUGGACGUCUACUACCUGGACCCCCCGGUGGUGACGGUGCACCAGAGCAUCGGCGAGGCCAAGGAGCAGUUCUACUAUGAGCGGACGGUGUUCCUGCGCUGCGUGGCCAACUCCAACCCGCCCGUCCGCUACAGCUGGCACCGGGGUCGCGAGGUGCUCUCCCAGGGCUCCGACAAGGGUGUGGAGAUCUACGAGCCCUUCUUCACACAGCAGGGGGAGACUAAGAUUCUGAAGCUGAAGAACCUGCGGCCCAAAGACUACGCCAACUACAGCUGCGUGGCCUCCGUCAGGAACGUCUGCGGCAUCCCCGACACCAACAUCAUCUUCCAGCUCACCAACAAGACCGCUUCUCCCUCCAUCAAGCUCCUGGUGGAGGAUCCUAUCGUAGUGAACCCUGGCCAGAUGGUGGCGCUGGUGUGCAUCACCACGGCGGGCGAGCCUCACCCUACGCUCAACUGGACGACUGGAGGGGGUGGGGCUCUGCCGGAGAGGAGCCAGGUGAAGGAUGGCACGCUCACACUGCGCGAAAUCUCCUCGGAUGAGGCCGGCGUCUACAGCUGCGUGGCCAGUAACAACGUGGGCAACCCGGCCAAGAAGUCGACUACCAUCAUCGUCAGAGCGCUAAAGAAAGGUCGUUUCUGGAUCACACCAGACCCGUACCACAACGACGACAACAUCCAGAUCGGCCGCGAGGUGAAGAUCUCGUGCCAGGUGGAGGCCACGCCCUCCGAGGAGCUGGUGUUCGGUUGGCUGAAGAAUGGGCGCACGCUGCGCAGCUCCGAGAGAAUGGUCAUCACGCAGACAGACCCGGACAUCUCGCCCGGAACCACCAACCUGGACAUCAUCGACCUCAAGUUCACUGACUUCGGCACGUACACGUGCGUGGCCUCGCUGAAGCACGGCGGAAUCCCCGAGAUCAGCAUCGAUGUCAACAUCUCCUCCACCACUGUUCCUCCCCUUUUCUUCUCCUUCUUAGUUCCCCCGAGCCUGACGGUUCCGCGGGGCAAGUCGCCCCUGGUGGCGCGCGAGGGUGAGACUGUGGAACUGGAGUGUGUGGUUACAGGCAAGCCCAAGCCCAUCCUGCUGUGGACGCGCGCGGACCGCGAGGCGCCCAUGCCCGACGGCAGUGCCCAGAUGGAGAGCUACGACGGCGUGCUGCGCAUCGUCAAUGUCUCGCGCGAGAUGAGCGGACAGUACCGCUGCCAGACCAGCCAGUACAACGGCUUCAACGUCAAGCCCCGCGAGGCUGUCGUCGAACUCAUCGUGCAGUACCCUCCCACAGUGGAACCAGCAAAUAUGGAGAUCCGGCAGGGCUUGGGCCGUUCCGUGUCCAUGAGCUGUCGGGUUCUGCGGGCGCACCCGUCGCGGGUUCUGCGCUAUGAGUGGCGUCUGGGUUCUAAGCAGCUGCAGUCGGGCCAUUUCGACACGCGGGACGAGACCGAGUACUCCAUCCACACUCUGGCACGCGAAAACUACGGAGAGUACGUCUGCGAGAUCACCAAUGAGGCUGGAGCCGGGAGAUGUGUCUUCAACGUCACCGGGAGGGCCCACGGUCCGGAGUUCUACUACGACACGUAUAGUCCCAUCUGGCAGAACCGGCCGCGGGUCUACGGCUUCAAGCUCCAGUGGACCCAGAUGAACCCGGACACCGUCGACCGCAUCGUGGCCUACCGGCUUGGCAUCCGCCAGACAGGGCAGCAGCGCUGGUGGGAGCAGGAGAUCCCCGUGGAGGCCCCCAUGAGAAAGGGGGAGCUCAUCACCUACAACCUGACGGAGCUCAUCCGCCCCGAGGCCUACGAGGUGCGCCUCACCCCCAUCACACGCUUUGGGGAGGGAGACGCCGCCGUACGCAUCGUCACCUACAGCGCGCCCAUAAAUCCACAUUUACGCGAGUUCCACUGCAGCUUCGAGGAGGAGCCCAUCUGCAUGUUCACCCAAGAAAAGAAUGACGACUUCGACUGGACGCGACACAGUGCUGCCACGCGCGACACCAAGUACACGCCCAAUACGGGCCCCAGCGGGGACAGAACCGGCUCCAAACAGGGUUUCUACAUGUACAUUGAGACGUCUAGGCCUCGUAAGCAGGGGGACAAGGCCCGACUGGUCAGCCCCAUCUUCAAUGUGGCCCCCAAGAACCCCUACAGUCUCACCAACCCCCCUGCAUACUGCUUCAGUUUCUACUACCACAUGUAUGGCAAGCACAUUGGAACUCUGAAUGCGUUCCUCAAACAGAAAGGCCAGUCGGCAUCAGCAGAGAGCCCUGUGUGGACUCUCAACGGUAACCAGGGCGACCGCUGGAGGCAGGCCAAAGUCAGCAUCCACCCAACAGCAUCCUUCCAGGUGGCGAUUGAGGGCGUCCGAGGUCCAGGGAUCGAAGGAGACAUUGCCAUCGACGACGUGGUCCUAGAGGAGGGGGAGUGCCCCAACAUUCCACCCAAUCCUGAAGAGUCCAAGGCUCCUCCCAAGGAAAUCCAUAUAUGGCUCCUGCUGGUCACCGUGGUGAUGACCUUGCUGAGGGGUCAAAGGUGACCCUCCCCUGAAGUGAGGCAGAGGAACGCCUCAGUGAGCGGAGCCCGUGUGCGUCUGGACCCUCUUUCUUUAGUCACCAAAGAUGAAUGCUUUUGGAUAUUACCAGAGAGGGACACAGCACAGACUCCACACCACUCAAACGAAACUCACAAAAGGGAAAUAUCAGCAUAGAAAGUAAUAAAGAUUUGCUAUUGUUCUUUUUUCUUUUUUUUUUAACUAACAUUUUCAGUCAGACGCUCCUUUGGGCAGAGAGGGAAGGACCUCUGUCUGUACAUUCAGUCGUACUCAAGUACUGCAAAAGCACAAGGCCUUGGUUACUGACAACUGUAUGCCAAUGGACAGAAAAAAAGGAACUGACAAUAAGGAAACAAGGCGGCUACUGAAGACAUGCUUUUUUUGAUGCAAUUCCCUGGAUGCCCUCCUUGAAAAAAACACAAAAUCAAAGCUCUUCAUCUCAUAGUCCCAUUCCUCCCACCUCCUGCGCUGAUCCCCAGCAGCAUGUCGUCACCAGCUCCUCUAUCACACCCCCGUGUCCCAUUCCCCGAUGCUCCUUAUUUUUAGCCUGCUGAAACCAGAGAGAGGGAGACAAAAGAACACAUCAUCAAACUGCUCCUUAAUAUGACAUCAGCUUCAGUCUGUUUCCCAUCGACCAGCUGCCUAGUCUUCUGGCUGGGCUAGCCUAGGCUGGGUGAGAUUGGGAGAGCGAGAGCUGCCUGAGAAGCAGACAGAGGCAGGGAGAACUGAGAGAGAGAAGAAGAGCGAGAGAGAGAGCGAGAGCAAGAGAGAGAGAGAGAUGAAGAGAAAAGCCCAGCUCCUCCUCUCCCAUCUCAAUUCUCCAAAUCAGUACUGGAUUCGAAGCCACUUUCUGCCGUAAAAACAAAGUGCCUUCAGAUUAAGAACACAACAGAAUAAACAACCCCCUGUGAGCCUGGUCAGGAGCACAACACAAACACCAUACAUGCUGUCUGACAUGGGCUAUUUUCUACUCAUUUAUUUUGCCCCCCCCC